Messenger RNA from Alternaria conjuncta, 2481 nucleotides. RefSeq lists its product as uncharacterized. The record is from RefSeq and is a predicted model, not a curated record. Lineage: Eukaryota; Fungi; Ascomycota; Dothideomycetes; Pleosporales; Pleosporaceae. The transcript has a single exon. Bases 1 to 2481 code for a protein of 826 amino acids. Gene Ontology annotation, molecular function: hexosyltransferase activity; carbohydrate binding. Gene Ontology annotation, biological process: cellulose catabolic process.
AUGAUACAACCUACCCAAAAUGGCGAGCGCUAUGAGCUCACAAGCCCCACGGAGAUGCCCAAAGCGGGUGCAUUCCUUUGGAACCAACGUAUGAUGAUUCAGGUCACAUGUCGUGGUUUUGCAACUGCUCAAUACAUGCAACCCGAGCCCGCGAAAUAUGCCUACGCGCCCAACCUCGAAGCGAAGACCUUUAUGCAACCGGAGCAAAACUACUAUGCUCACCACCCUGGCCGGUUCGUAUACAUCAAGGAUGAGGAAAACGGCGAGAUCUUCUCGGCGCCGUAUGAGCCGGUAAGGGCAAAGUUGGAUCGCUUCACCUUCGAUGUAGGCAAAAGCGACAUCAAAUGGCUUGUGGAGAAGUCCGGCAUUCGUGUCGAGAUGACCUUCUUACUACCCACCGACGAUGUGGCUGAACUCUGGAGCAUCAAGGUGACCAACAUCUCAGGUCGCAAGCGCAACCUGAGUAUCUAUCCUUACUUCCCACUGGGCUACAUGUCAUGGAUGAACCAAGAGGCGGAGUGGAAUACGAACGUUGGGGGCGUGGUUGGGAGCUGUAAGACUCCGUAUCAAAAAGCGGAGGAUUACCCGAAGACGAAGUAUCUGAAGGACAAGACCUACUUCCUCUGCGAAACUACACCAGUCUCAUGGGAAGCGAAGCAAGAAGCUUUCGAAGGCGAAGGAGGCCUACAAGCGCCAUCAGCACUGAGAGAGUCUCAGCUUUCGAAUAGCGACGCCCGUUACGAAACCCCGACCGCAGUUGUUCAAUACUGGGCUGAUCUAGGCGAGAACGAAAGCAAAGAGUACAGAUUCCUUUUCGGUCCUGCAUACGACGAAGCCGAGAUUCUCGACAUGCGCAAGAAAUACCUCAACAAGAUGGCCUUUGCGAAAGCCGCUAAAGACUACGAAGACUACAUCCAGCGUGGCAGCGGUUGCGUACGUCUCGAGACUCCGGACAAAGAUCUCGACAACCUGGUUAACAACUGGCUACCCCGACAACUGUACUACCACGGCGACGUAAACAGGCUUACGACCGAUCCGCAAACGCGAAACUAUCUCCAAGAUAACAUGGGCAUGAGCUUCAUCAAGCCAGAAGUAGCGCGCAAAGCCAUCACGACAGCAGUCGGUCAGCAGGAGAAGAACGGCUCCAUGCCAGAUGGUAUCCUCUUAGCCAAGGGAGCGGUACUGAAGUACAUCAACCAAAUCCCUCACACCGACCACUGCGUCUGGCUACCCAUCGCCCUAGAGAUCUACCUGAGCGAAACCGGCGACUACGCGCUGCUAGACGAAAAGGUGACCAGCAUGUACGGCGACACAUUCACAGUCUUCGAGCGCUUCAGCCGCGCCAUGGACUGGCUGCUCUCCUCAAACGCGCGAGACGACCGCGGACUCUCCUACAUCGCGCAGGGCGACUGGUGCGACCCGAUGAACAUGGUCGGUCCCAAAGGCGUCGGUGUAUCAGGCUGGCUCACCGUCGCAACCGCCUACGCCGUAAAUCUAUGGGCGCAAAUCUGCGAAGACGCCGACAAACCCGAGAUCGCGAAGAAAUACCGCACCGGCGCUGAACAAGUCAACGAAUCGGCUAACGAGCACCUCUGGGACGGCGACUGGUUUGCCCGCGGUAUCACAGACGACAACGUAACCUUCGGCAUCAAAGACGACAAAGAAGGUCGUAUCUGGCUGAACCCACAAGCCUGGUCCAUCCUCGGCGGCGCAGCCUCCUCAGAGCAAAUCUCCAAAAUCCUGCCCCAGGUCGACGAGCAACUCACAACGCCCUACGGCGUCGUCAUGUUCGGCCCGCCCUUCACCGCCAUGCGCGAAGACGUCGGUCGCGUAACGCAGAAGUACCCGGGUCAAGGCGAGAACGGCUCCGUGUACAACCACGCUGCUGCCUUUUACGCCUGGGCCCUUUACGGCAUCGAUGAAGUGGACCGCGCGUACGCUACGCUCCGCGCUAUGAUACCCGGUCCUGAUGAAGAGGAUCUGGUUCGUCGGGGCCAACUCCCUAUUUUCAUUCCUAACUACUACCGUGGUGGGUAUGGGAUUAAGCAUCUGGACCGCACGGCUGGUCGCUCGAGUCAGUUGUUCAAUACUGGGACUGUGAGUUGGGUGUAUAGGUGUUUCAUUGAGGGGCUGUGUGGGUUGAGGGGUGUAAGGGAGGGUCUGAAGAUUGCGCCGAAGAUGCCGAGUGAUUGGGAGGAGAUGAAGGUGAGGAGGGAGUUUAGGGGUGCAGUGUUUGAUGUUCAGAUUAAGAGGGGGGAUGUUAAGGAUGUCAAGGUUGUGGUUGAUGGGGAGGAGGUCGAGGGAUGCGUUGUCAAGAAUGUUACGGCUGGGAAGACGUAUAAGGUGCUUGUUGAGGUACCGAGGGCGAAGAAGACUGCGGUGAAUGGGACGAAGUCGAAUGGGAUUAGGACGAAUGGGGGACUGACGAAUGGGUCGGCGACAAAUGGGAACGGUGCAAAUGGCACGAAUGGCACGAAGUAA